Molecule: messenger RNA, 7651 nt
Organism: Linum tenue
Lineage: Eukaryota; Viridiplantae; Streptophyta; Magnoliopsida; Malpighiales; Linaceae
Source: the annotation of a GenBank genome assembly
CUUUUCUUUUGUACAGUGUUAGUGGCUGGCGCUGCCUCUUCAAUCUUCACCGGCGAAGUGGAGUCCGACCGGAGAAGAUGGGUCUACAGGUCUACUGCUAGCACCUUUUUCUUAAACAAACUUUAUGAAGUACGAAAUAAUUGAAAAAAUCUGGGCGGCUGGCUUCCAAUUCCCAAAUAUUGCCCUGCUCUCACACUGCAACUCAAAGUGCCCAACCUACCACUCUUGCAGCGGCCACUUAUCUCCCACUCAACGAGUGCUUUAUUUCACAAAAAAAUAAAUUCUUUCUUCCACAAUUCCAUGUCCGUCCCGUGAUUCCAACUUUUUGCCUCCAUCUUCCCCCCUCUUCAUCUUCUCCAGUAAACGACACAAUCCCUCCUAUCUCGUGAAGACUUCUCAGCGAUUCCUCAUCUUUUUAAAUCCGUUUGUAAAAUGGAGCCACUCCGACUCCAAUGGCUAGACCCACUUCAAUGGCAGAAACCAACUCGCCUUUCUCUGCGCUCAGUGUUGUACUCCUUUCCCUUCUGCUCCCCUUUCUGGGUUCUGCUCUUACUGCUGGUGGCUCGAUUCGGUCUCCAUUUCCUCGGCAAUAUCAGAGCAAAUAUGGAGGGGUUGCUGCUGCUGUGGGGGCUAACAACAUAAUACUGAAUCCAAGGUUUGAGGAUGGACUCAAGAAUUGGUCUGCAAAAGGUUGCAGGAUCGAGUUACAUGAAUCAAUGGCUGACGGGAAAAUCGUGCCUCAAUUGGGGAAACUCUUUGUUUCAGCAACAGAUCGUACUGAAGCAUGGAAUGGCAUUGAGCAAGAGCUCACUGGACGUGUACAGCGAGAGGUUGCUUAUGGGGUUACUGCUAUAGCUCGGAUAUAUGGCAACGUCACUGCUGCUACUUUGCAGCUCACUCUGUGGGUUCAAGAGCAAGACCGUCGUGAAGAGUAUAUAUCUAUUGCCAGCUUGCAGGUAUCAGACAAAGACUGGGUGCAAUUGCAAGGAGAGUUCCUUCUUAAUGGCUUCCCGUCAAGAGUGAUUAUAUACUUCGAAGGUCCACCAGCAGGCACUGAUAUUCUUAUCAAUAGUUUGGUUGUUCAGCAUGCUGCCAAAAUGCCUUCGUCAGCCCGCCCAGUUUUCCAGGAUCCACCAUUUGAUGUGAAUGUGAUUGAGAACAGCAAUCUCGAUGAUGGCACAACUGCUGGCUGGUUUGCACUAGGCAAUUGCUUACUGACUGUGGAAAGAGGUUCCCCGUAUGUUCUCCCUCCAAUGGCAAGAGAUUCACUUGGUCCUCACGAGUCAUUGAGCAGUCAGUACAUGCGAGUAACCAACCGAACCGAGUCUUGGAUGGGUCCUGCACAGAUAGUGACCGACAAACUGAGAGUGUACUUGACGUAUCAAGUAUCAGCAUGGGUUCGAAUCAGUCAUGGAGGCACAACUGGUCCUCAGUUUGUGAAUGCUGCACUGGGAGUUGAUGGGCAGUGGAUCAAUGGCGGUGAAGUUGAAGUGAACGAUGGAAACUGGCAUGAAAUUGGAGGGUCUUUCAGGCUUGAGAAGCAGCCGUCUAAUGCUAUGGUUUAUGUCCAAGGACCUGCAUCAGGUGUUGACUUAAUGGUUGCUGGGCUUCAGAUUUUCGCUGUCAACAGGAAGGCAAGGUUUAGUUAUUUGAGGAAGCAAGCUGAUAAGAUACGCAAACGGGAUGUCGUUUUGAAAUUCUCAGGAUCUGGUCUCAGCAACAGUUCUGUUAGCGUGAAGCAGACGCAAAAUAGUUUUCCUCUGGGUUCUUGUAUCACUAGAACAAGCCUGGACAAUGAAAAUUUUGUCAAGUUCUUGACAGACAAUUUCAACUGGGCUGUGUUCGAAAACGAGAUGAAGUGGUCAUGGACAGAACCUCAACAAGGUACCUUCAAUUACAAGGAAGCGGACGAGAUGUUAGACUUCUGCAAAACCCACAACCUGAAAGUCCGAGGUCACUGCAUCUUCUGGGAAAUGGAGUACGCAAUCCAAUCAUGGGUUCGAUCGCUCAAUGAAACUAGCUUAACCAAUGCUGUUGAGAACCGACUUUAUAACCUUCUCACACGGUACAAGGGGAAGUUCGAUCACUAUGAUGUAAACAACGAGAUGCUCCACGGAUCUUUCUACCAGGGGAGAUUGGGUUAUGAUAUUAGAGCCCACAUGUUCAGAACUGCCCACCAGCUCGACCCAUCCGCAGCCCUUUUUGUUAACGACUAUCACAUUGAGGAUGGAAGUGACGUUGGUUCAACGCCAGAGAAGUACAUCAAACAAGUCCUCGACCUUCGAGAGCAAGGCGCACAAAUUGGAGGGAUUGGUGUUCAGGGGCACAUCGAAGUUCCAGUUGGGUCUAUUGUUUCUUCUGCCUUUGAUAAACUUGGCACUCUUGGACUGCCCGUAUGGAUAACUGAACUUGAUGUGUCUUCCGCCAAUGAGUUUAUCAGAGCCGAAGAUUUGGAAGUAAUGCUUCGUGAAGCUUUUGCUCAUCCUGCUGUGGAAGGUGUGGUUCUCUGGGGAUUUUGGGAGCUGUACAUGUCAAGGAAGAAUGCACAUUUGGUGAAUGCAAAUGGCAAGAUCAACCAAGCGGGGAAAAGGUUUCUGUCUCUUAAAAAAGAAUGGCUGUCUCAGGCCAAUGGCGGGAUUACCGAGCAGGGAGAGUUCAAAUUCAGAGGCUUUCAUGGGACUUACGACGUUGAGAUUGUGUCGUCGUCGUCACAGAGAAUAAGCAAAACAUUCAUUAUCGAUAAAGGGUAUUCCCCACUGGUAGUGUCCAUCGACCUAAUGUGAUUAAAGUUUGAAACUUUGUUGUUUCUGUUUCAAGGAAAUUUUUCAGAGAAGACUUAUAAACUUCAUCUACUGUUAUGUUUCCUGUGUGGGGGGAAGGGUGGGAUAUUGAACGCCCAUCUUCCGCCACCUAACUUCAGUUUAUAAAAUUCAACUAAAUUUAAACAUCUCAGUCUUGGAACCAAAGCCUUCUGAGAAUUGGGAUAUUUGAGUGGGGAAGAAAGAAGAUGGAGGAGGAUACCUUAAUACCCUAUGGGCUUAUAGCCUAUAAGCCUUCUAUUCCAAUUCAAGUAUCUCCAAUCCUGCAAGACAAAGGCAAUUGCAGUACACGAGAAGUUUGCCGUUCCGGAUGAAGACAGCAAUGUAAAAGAACUGUGGAUAAAUGGGUUCAUUUCUUUCAUUCUGUUUGGGUCGGAAUUGGAAGGGAAGCAAGCUAGUUGAUUUGCAUUAACUAAUUUCAGUUUCCUUCUUUUGUUUUUGGAUGAACACUUUGCUGCGUCAAGCUAACGGCUUUUCCCCCAUUUUUCUAUUUCCUUUUUCUCUCUUUUCUGUUUGAAGGGAUGUGAUUGGCUGCUGGGUCACUAGACGCGGGUAGUUGGAGCCGAGGUUUUCGUAGAGUUUACUUGAACGAACGCAACUGCAAGCAAAGACAAUUCAACUUGUUUCACGGAAACUGGAAAAGUCCGCCAAAUAAGGGACGCCCUGUUUUCGAAAGCGGCGGGAAGGGUAUAAAAAUGAGGAGGAUCUCAGUCUGCUGCUUCACCGGUCAAGCGGCUAAUACUAAUCGCCGGAAGAAGAAGCAAAUUCAGGAAUCCAAACCAUCAACGGAAAACAGAAUGGAGCAACCCCAGAUGACGAACGAUAGCAAUGGCGCUGGCAAUUCGGAGACUGUGGGUGAUAGUAUGGGUAAUUCAAACAGCAGCAACAGCAAAACAAACAUCAUCGUAAACCAUGACUUCUCUCAAGGGCUUCAAUCCUGGCACCCAAAUUCUUGUGAAGGAUUUGUGGUUUCAUCCGACUCGGACAACCCAGGGCUUCUUGCAAGACUAGUUGGCGGUUAUGCAGUUGUUUCAAACCGGAAAGAAAGCUGGCAGGGUCUUGAGCAGGAUAUCACUGCUAGGGUUUCUCCCUGUGUAACUUACUCAGUAUCUGCUAUUGUUGGUGUAUCGGGUCACAUUCAGGGAUCAGCAGAGGUUAUUGCAACUAUGAAGCUCGAACAACAAGGCUCAGGAACCCAAUACUUGCGUGUUGGAAAAUCUACCGUAUCGAAGGGUCAGCUUGAAAAGUUGGAAGGCGACUUCUGUUUGUCAACUAUGCCUGACCGGGUGGUCUUCUAUAUCGAAGGACCUUCUGCAGGAGCUGACAUACUUAUAGCAUCAGUGAUCAUUUUCUGUUCUAAGCAAGGAAAUGACAAUGAUGUAAGCAGCAGCAGCUCAACUAAUGUGAUACUAAACCAUGACUUCUCUCAAGGGCUGCAGUCAUGGCACACAAAUCAAUGUGAUGGCCAUGUGGUUUCCUUAGACUUGGGUCAUCCAAGACAUCUAGCCAAUGAAGUCGGUUCUUAUGCAGUUGUAUCAAAUAGAACAGAAAGAUGGCAGGGCCUUGAACAAGAUAUCACGAGCAAGGUUUCCCCUGGCUUAACAUACUCAGUUUCCGCCCUUGUUGGAAUCUCUGGGCCUACUGAAGGGUCAUCUGAGGAGGCCCUAGCAACUUUGAAACUCGAACACACUGGUUCAGGAGCAAACUAUAUGCUUGUUGGAAAAACUUCUACGUCCAAGGGGAAAUGGAACAAGUUGGAAGGAACAUUCUCACUUUCGACUAUCCCUGACCGUGUAUUCUUGUACUUAGAAGGACCUUCUCCCGGAGUGAACCUCCUGAUAAAAUCUGUCGUCAUCUGCAAUCCUGAUUGCAGCAAGCCCAAGGACUCAUUUUGUGGGAGCGCUGCAAAGGACGAUGAGAACCUCAUUGUGAAUCAUAACUUUGAGGAUGGUUCCAAUAACUGGUCUGGAAGAGGGUGCAAGAUCGCUGUACAGAAUUCUGCAGCAGAUGGGAAGAUUGUGCCUCAGAGCGGUAAAGUGUUUGCAGUAGCAACAGGACGAACGCAGAACUGGCAUGGAAUUCAGCAGGAGAUAACUGGGAGAGUUCAAAGGAAGCUUGCUUAUGAGGUGACUGCUGUAGUUCGAAUUUAUGGUAACAACGUCACAAGUGCUGAUGUCCGAGCUACACUGUGGGUCAAAAAUCCUGAUAAUAGGGAACAAUAUAUUGGGAUUGCCAAAUUGCAGGCAAAAGACUCGGAAUGGGUGCAGCUGCAGGGCAAGUUCCUUCUGAAUGGCUCUCCUAACAAGAUAGUUGUUUAUCUAGAAGGUCCACCUCCAGGGACUGAUCUUCUCGUAAACAGCUUCACACUUAAACAUGCCACGAAAGUCCCUCCAUCGCCACUUCCCAUAAUCGAGGACUCAUUUUGUGGGAGCGCUGCAAAGGACGAUGAGAACCUCAUUGUGAAUCCUAACUUUGAGGAUGGUUCCAAUAACUGGUCUGGAAGAGGGUGCAAGAUCGCUGUACAGAAUUCUGCAGCAGAUGGGAAGAUUGUGCCUCAGAGCGGUAAAGUGUUUGCAGUAGCAACAGGACGAACGCAGAACUGGCAUGGAAUUCAGCAGGAGAUAACUGGGAGAGUUCAAAGGAAGCUUGCUUAUGAGGUGACUGCUGUAGUUCGAAUUUAUGGUAACAACGUCACAAGUGCUGAUGUCCGAGCUACAUUGUGGGUCAAAAAUCCUGAUAAUAGGGAACAAUAUAUUGGGAUUGCCAAUUUGCAGGCAAAAGACUCGGAAUGGGUGCAGCUGCAGGGCAAGUUCCUUCUGAAUGGCUCUCCUAACAAGAUAGUUGUUUAUCUAGAAGGUCCACCUCCAGGGACUGAUCUUCUCGUAAACAGCUUCACACUUAAACAUGCCACGAAAGUCCCUCCAUCGCCACUUCCCAUAAUCGAGAACCCUGCAUUUGGUGUCAACAUACUUCAGAACAGCAAUCUGAGCGAUGCAACCAAUGGGUGGUUCCCACUGGGCAAUUGCUCUCUCAAUGUUGCAACUGGUUCACCACACGUGCUUCCUCCCAUGGCGAGAGAAUCUCUUGGAGUCCAUGAACCUCUGAGCGGACGCUGCAUAGCCGUCACCAAGAGAACACAGACGUGGAUGGGACCUGCACAGAUGAUCACUGAUAAAGUCAAACUGUUCUUGACGUAUCAGAUAUCUGCCUGGGUGAAGAUUGUGCCUGGAGCUGCCAGUGGUCCUCAGAAUGUGAAUGUAGCACUUGGUGUGGAUAAUAAUUGGGUGAAUGGUGGACAGGUCGAGAUCAACGACGAUAGGUGGCACGAAAUCGGUGGCUCCUUCAGAAUCGAGAAGCAACCUUCCAAGGUCAUGGUCUACAUCCAAGGUCCCGCUGGUGGUGUCGAUUUCAUGGUCGCCGGGCUUCAGAUUUUUGCUGUUGAUCGUGUGGCCAGAUUCAAGCACCUCAGAAGGCAUGCUGACAAGAUUCGGAAGCGUGACGUGACCCUGAAAUUCACAGGUGGAGACUCAAGCAGCCUGCACGGCACAUUCGUCAAAGUCCGACAAACACAGAACAGCUUCCCCUUGGGAACCUGCAUAAGCCGGACCAACAUCGACAACGAAGAUUUCGUCGACUUCUUCGUCAAGAACUUCAACUGGGCCGUGUUCGGCAACGAGCUGAAGUGGUACUGGACGGAGUCCCAGCAGGGGAACCUCAACUAUAAGGAUGCUGACGACCUGGUGGAACUCUGCCGAGCCCACAACAUAGACAUGCGAGGCCACUGCAUCUUCUGGGACGUGGACGGCACGGUCCAGCCGUGGAUCAAGUCCCUAAACAAAGACGACCUCAUGAAAGCAGUCCAAAACCGCAUCACCGAUCUCCUCACCCGAUACAAAGGUAAGUUCAAGCACUACGACGUGAACAACGAAAUGCUGCACGGUUCGUUCUAUCAGGACCGGCUGGGGAAAGACAUCCGGCCCUACAUGUUCAAGACGGCGAAUCAGCUCGACCCAUUUGCAGCCCUGUUCGUCAACGACUACCACGUGGAGGACGGGUGCGACACCAGGUCGACUCCAGAGAGGUACAUUGAGCAAGUUCUUGACUUGCAGGAGCGAGGUGCAGCAGUGGGAGGGAUUGGGAUUCAGGGCCAUAUUGACAGUCCGGUUGGGCCUGUGGUCUGUUCGGCGCUGGAUGGGCUGGGAAUAUUGGGCCUGCCGAUCUGGUUCACGGAGCUGGACGUGUCGUCGACGAACGAGUACAUACGGGCCGAGGAUCUGGAGGUGAUGCUGAGAGAGGCGUUUGCGCAUCCGUCGGUGGAAGGCGUGAUGCUGUGGGGGUUCUGGGAGCUGUUUAUGAGCAGGGAGAAUUCGCAUCUGGUGGAAGCGGAAGGGGAGGUGAAUGAAGCUGGGAGGAGGCUGCUGGCUUUGAAGAAAGAGUGGCUGUCUCAUGCUAGUGGGGAGAUUGACGAGAGUGGUGAGUUUGGGUUCAGAGGGUUUCAUGGGAGCUACCGUGUGGAGAUUGUUGGGAUGUCGAAGAAGGUGACGAAAACGUUUGUGGUUGAGAAGGGUGAUGGUGAUACUCCGUUGGUUCUGAACAUUGAUCUGUCUAGUUCUUGAAGGUGGUUGGUUUGGAUAAAAUAAAAAUACGUGUAUGAAUGACUAAAGAAAGAAGUGGGUUUGGUUUAUAUUUCCUUGCUAAUUGAUCGAAAUGUUAAUAUAGAUUUCGCUUUGUAAUAAAAUGAUUAAAAUGUUUAAAAAGCAAUAAGAGUAUCAAUAUGUAUGAUCAUAUAAUAAAAUAAUUAUUUUGCUUUUUUUUCGUCCAAAAUAUUUGCU